This is a messenger RNA of Fundulus heteroclitus (mummichog), 2123 nucleotides long. RefSeq lists its product as uncharacterized. The coding region runs from base 270 to 2123 and encodes 617 amino acids. NCBI's taxonomy places the organism in Eukaryota, Metazoa, Chordata, Actinopteri, Cyprinodontiformes, Fundulidae. The record is from RefSeq and is a predicted model, not a curated record. Gene Ontology annotation, biological process: neuromuscular junction development; synaptic transmission, glutamatergic; presynaptic dense core vesicle exocytosis. Gene Ontology annotation, cellular component: plasma membrane; terminal bouton; presynaptic active zone cytoplasmic component. The transcript has 11 exons. Gene Ontology annotation, molecular function: diacylglycerol binding; syntaxin-1 binding; calmodulin binding.
UCCUCCUUCUUUCAGGCGCUCUCUCGGGCUGUCCGUCGGAGUGGAAAGCUGGGAUGAGUUUUAAUAAUGGCGUGGACUCCGUGGGGAGCAGCUGCUCUUUACGUCCUGUCCGGUAUGAGCAGCAGGAAAGCUGCGGGCUUCGACAAGACUUCCCUGGGAGCUCUGAGCGCGUUUUAACGGACCUGAUGAUGUUGCCCCACUGAGAGUAAAUCUCUGCUGAGCUUGAAACUGUGAAACUACCUGCUGCUUGUCGCUGGAAGCGCUUUGCCAUGUCGCUGCUGUGUGUCAGAGUGAAAAAAGCCAAGCUUCAAGGACCACCAGAUAAGUUCAACACCUACGUGACGCUGAAGGUCCAGAAUGUUAAAAGCACGACUAUCACUGUGCGUGGGGACCAGCCCUGCUGGGAGCAGGAUUUCAUGUUCGAGAUCAACCGGCUGGACCUGGGUCUCAUCGUGGAGGUGUGGGACAAGGGUCUCAUCUGGGACACCAUGGUGGGGACGGCCUGGAUCCCCCUGAAGAACAUCCGACAGUCUGAGGAGGAGGGCUCGGGUGAGUGGAUUUUCCUGGAUGCGGAGGUUCUGAUGAAGGCCGACGAGAUUUACGGCACCAAGAACCCAACGCCUCACCGAGUGCUGCUGGACACGCGCUUCGAGCUGCCGUUUGAUAUACCUGAAGACGAGGCUCAGUACUGGACGGGCAAGCUUGAACGCAUCAACAUGGGAAUCCACGAGGAGUUCCCCCAUCAGGAUGUGGAGCUGCAAUGUGCCCCCUCCCAGUGUUGCAACUAUUUCGGAUGGGCUGACCCACUGACUUUGGAUGAUCAGGACAGCGCCGUGGAUGACCGGGACAGCGACUACCGCAGCGAGACCAGCAACAGUUUGCCUCCUCGGUACCACACCACCGCCCAGCCCAACUCGUCCAUGCACCAGUUCCCCAUGGGCUCCCGUCCACAGCCGCUGGCCGACUGCUGCGCCGACUCCGUCCACAGUUUUGACCUGGACUACAGGGACCAGAGAGGAAGCAGACCUUUAAACCAGAAGGGAAGAGUUAGGAUAAUACCUGUAGAUUCUGGCAUGGGGGUUGAAGAGUGGGAAAACAAAUACAGAAGACGAUCAAAGCCUCAGCUGAGCGACUUCUUAGAUGACGAGGAAGACAAUGUAAUCUUUCGAAUGGGAAGACCUUACCCCGAGCCAGCGAGAACACCAGUGAGUCAACAUCCAGUGCAGAGUAGCUUUCGGGCUGCUACUUACCCCGAAGGCUAUGACACCAUCGACCGGCGACGAAAGAAAAGAAUAACAGACCCCAGAGGGCUUCUUGACAAGCAGAGAGAAGCAACAUCUCCCUCUCUCCUCGCUCCGCUUCAGGAAAAAAGAGGGGAGCCGUUUAUGCGACAGGUGGCAGAGAUGCAGGAGGAAGAGGAGCGCUUCAUGACCUCGACGUGCCUCAGGCCAUACAAGGACGGACUUCUCUACAAAACAAGGAUGUGGGCAAAAAAUGAAUUGGACAACACCUUAGAGAAUUAUGUAGCGUAUAAAAAAGGGUAUGAUCCCAGACAGAGGGCGCGGUUUGACUUUGAAUUUGAGAGCUGCCGAGAUCUUCCCCACGCUGCAGGGGCUGACAAAGAGAUUGAUGACGUUGACUUUCUGGGGGGAGAAUUUUACUCGGAGGAUGCACAGCAUCACAAGGAGCGGCAUUCCUAUGCAGGCUAUGUGGAAUAUCCCCAGGGCCUUCGUGAAAAGAAGUGUGGGAAAUCUAAAACUGGAGGAUGGGUUCCCGAGGCAAUACUUUCCCCUGUGGAGGAGCCAAUUGAUGAAUAUGUUGACCCGAUAGAUGAGCUUCAGUGUCUUGUUGAUACAGUUUCUGAAUAUCUUGCCGAAAAAGAGGAGGAAAUCAGCAAAUACGGUUCCCUUCCUAAAUCAAGCAAGUCGAGGCUAUCUUCUCAGGGUAGCAAUAGAACAGAUUCGUUUGGAGAAGAUCAAAGUAUUUCAAAGGAUUGUAAAGGAGAACCCCAAACCCAAGCAGAUUCUGACCAGGCCGCCACCGAACAAAAUAAGAGGUUCACAGGAAACGGGAACAGCCACCAGGAGUCAAACUCAGAGAACUGCAAGAGAACAUUCACCUGA